UUCCACAGAGGAAGCCAAUCAAUGGUUGAAGGAGACCCUGGAAGGGGUGAGGGGACCCCAUUCUUCCCCUGCUUUGGAAAAUAUCCCAUAGUCCUUUGCAUGGCUCCACCCACUCCCAAUAGCCCCUGCCCCAUGAGGUCUAGUCCACUUCUCAGUGGGAGAGGACUCUGUGGACAACAUGAGCCUUACCACCCACCCUAAACCACCCCACCACAGUGGACCCCCUAACACCUCUCCCUUUCUUUCAUCCCCAGUCUCCCACCGGCAGAGCAGGACUAAACUUUCCAGGCUAAGUUAAACGGAUGGUCCCUGUUAGCCUGGUGACGGCCUCCUGCUUCCCCACCAACACCCCCUGUCAAAGGAGGCACGUCUGUGUGUGGGGGAGGCAGGUGAACAAGAGCAUUUGGGUGGGGGUUGGAGGUCCCCUGCUCUAAGAGCAGGCAUGGUGCCACCGGGGAAGAAACCAGCUGGAGAGGCCUCCAACUCCAACAAGAAGUGCAAGCGUUACUUCAACGAGCACUGGAAACAGGAGUUUCCCUGGCUGGACUUUGACUAUGAGCGGAAGCUGAUGUUUUGCCUCGAGUGCCGCCAGGCCCUGGUGCGGAACAAGCACGGCAAGGCCGAGAAUGCCUUCACCGUGGGCACCGACAACUUCCAGCGCCAUGCUCUGCUGCGCCAUGUCACCUCGGGAGCCCACCGCCAGGCUCUGGCUGCCAACCAGGGCCAGCCUCAGGGAGGAGGGAUCUGCCCAGGCUUGGAUGCCAUCCCCCACUCCAGGGGUGUCAAGGUGGAGGUGGAUCCAGCUAAAGUGGCCGUGCUGACCACCGUGUACUGCAUGGCCAAGGAGGACCUGCCUGAUGACCGCUGCUCUGCCCUGCUUGAGCUGCAGAAGUUCAACCUGUGCCAGGCGCUGCUGGGCACAGAGCACGGCGAUUACUACAGCCCCCAGAGGGUGAGGGACAUGCAGGUGGCCAUUGCCAGUGUCUUGCAGACAGAGACUUGCCAGCGCCUGAAGGCAUCCCCGUAUGUGGGGCUGGUGUUGGACGAGACCAAGGACUGGCCUGAGUCCCACAGUCUGGCCCUGUUUGCCACUUCUGUGUCCCCCUGCGAUGGCCAGCCUACCACCACCUUCCUGGGCAGUGUGGAGCUACAGGAGGGUGAGGCCAUGGCUGGCCAGCUCCUUGACAUCCUGCAGGCCUUCGGUGUAUCUGCACCUAAGCUGGCCUGGCUCAGCUCCAGCCUUCCCAGUGAUCGCCUGGGGCCUGUGGGUCCACAGCUCCGCGCCGCCUGCCCACUGCUCAUGGAGCUGCACUGCCUCCCUGGCCGGACAGAUCCUGAGCCCCCUGCCUACCUGGGUGAAUAUGAGAGCAUACUGGAUGCCCUGUUCCGCCUCCACAGUGGCCCUAGUUUCCACAUGGUCCCCGAGCUCAGGGCAGCACUGGAACUAGCAGCUAUUGACUUGGCCGUGCCUCGGCCAGUACCCUGGGCCUCUCUGCUGCCUGUGGUGGAAGCAGUGGCUGACGCCUGGCCUUGCCUGGUGCUCGCCCUGGAGGCUGCUGCCUCAGCCUCGCCCAUGGCUGGGGUCCUGGCCCUAGCUCUGCGCCAGUUCACCUUUGUCGCCUUCACUCACCUGCUGCUGGACGCUCUGCCCUCGGUGCAGAAGCUGGCCCUUGUCGUGCAGCCAGAAGAGCCAGACUUGGCUUUGCUGCAACCCCUGGUGAUGACGGCUGCGGCCUCUCUGCAAGCUCAACACCGCUCAGGUGGGGCCCGACUCCAGGGCUUCCUGAAGGAACUGGAAUCUUCAGAUCCCAACUGCUGCACCUACCGCGGUGUGGAGCUGAUUGGCUACUCUGAGGCUGCGGUCCGGGGCUUGGAGCGGCUCCGGGGGGCUUUCCUGGACUCCAUGAGAAGGGGGCUGCGGGACUCCUAUCCCGGGCCCUCGCUGGACGCAGUGGCCGCCUUCGGCUCGCUCUUCGACCCCCGCCGCUACCCGCAGGCGCCAGAGGAACUCGACGUACAUGGCGAGGGGGCGCUACGGGUGCUGCUGCGCGGGUUCGCACCAGCUGUGGUGCGCCAGCGCGCGCUGGGCGACUUCGAGCUCUUCAAGCGCGUGGUGUGCAGCCUAGGGCGGCUGGGCCCGAGGGCCCUGUGUGCCAAGUUGGCGUGCGAGCACUCCGAGCUGCACGAACUCUUCCCCGAUUUUGCCACCCUCGCCGCCUUGGCUUUGGCGCUGCCAGCAGGCGCGGGCCUCCUGGACAAAGUCCGACGCAGUCGGGAUCUGCGGUGGUGGGGACAGGGCAGGGCAGGGGAAGGCAGGGGGGGCCACGUGGUGAAGAUUGCUGUGGAUGGGCCCCCGAUGCAUGAGUUCGACUUUGCGCUGGCAGUGGAGUUCUUAGAGAGUGGGUGGCGAGAGCGGCUCCUGGGAUCACAGCUCACCUGAGAGUGGCCUCCUUUUGCCAAAGCCAACCUGGGCCCUGGCCUCCCCAAGGGCCAAAUGGGACUCUACCGUGCUGCUCCCAUGCUGGCCUAACUGUGGCCUCUCUGGGGUCUGAGGCUUCCCAUUGGCUUUCCUCUGCUUCCUCUGCUCUUUCCUGAGCUCUAACCAGCCCCCUUAGCUGGGGAGGAAAGGCCUGAGUGAGUGGACAGGGAUGCUGGUGUUCCACCCCUAAAUCGCUUCUGCCUUCUCUAAGUUUGGUGAGGAGUUGUUAGUCCCUUUCCCUUCUGGAUUUGGGCCUAGUUUGGGCCCUAGCAAAGUUGGGGAGACUUGUUGAGAGUGAUGGAAGACUGGGUCUUGAGAAGGAUUGGUCUCAUCUGGAGAGCAGAUGACCACACUUUUUCUUUUAGACACACAAUGUAGCACUCUCUCUGUGCACAAGCUCCCCGUACAUGGGGCUGGUGUUGGACAAGUGUUCAAGGGCACAGUGGCUCAA
Molecule: messenger RNA, 2930 nt
Organism: Tupaia belangeri chinensis (Chinese tree shrew)
Lineage: Eukaryota; Metazoa; Chordata; Mammalia; Scandentia; Tupaiidae
Gene: CUNH17orf113
Product: chromosome unknown C17orf113 homolog
Exons: 3
Coding region: 443-2440 (665 amino acids)
Source: RefSeq, a predicted model, not a curated record